CCACCCUCUCUUUAUUCUUUAGGGAGAAAUCCUUACAUAUAUAUAUAUUUAUUCAUGUCAAACCUCCAAACCUCACCUUUGCUCAUCAGCCCCUGCCUGCCCUUGAAACAUGAUAGAAUUUAGACAGGGACACACAGAGAGUAUCAGUUAGUCUCCCUGAAACAUUAUCUUGCUGUUCCAGGACAAGUUAAUUAUUAGAGCCAAGAAAUGUUGCCAAGCUACGAUCCCCAAGACACAGAAGCCGGUCUCAAGCUCCUGGAGGACCUCACGGCGAACGCACAUCUAAUCCAGGACCAGCUCCUGAGUGAAAUUCUCACCCGGAGUGCCAGGACUGAAUAUCUUGGGAGGUUUCUGGGAGGCCAGGUUGACAAGGAGCUGUUCAAGCGGAGGGUUCCCGUGGUGAACUACGAGGAUAUCAAGCCUUACAUUGAGAGGAUCGCCAAUGGGGAGCCCUCCGAUAUUAUCUCGGCAAAGCCUAUCACCGAGCUUCUCACGAGCUCGGGAACUUCUGGAGGGCAGCCGAAGAUGAUGCCCUCGACCGCAGAAGACUUGGACCGGAAGACAUUCUUCUACAACCUCCUAGUGCCCGUGAUGAACAAGCACGUUGAUGGGCUUGACCAAGGGAAGGGGAUGUAUCUUUGGUUCAUCAAGCCUGAGAUCAGCACCCCUGGCGGACUAAUGGCAAGGCCGGUCCUGACAAGCUACUACAAGAGCAGCAACUUCCUGAACAGGCCUUACAACCGGUUCAACGUGGUCACGAGCCCUGAUGAGACGAUCCUCUGCCCCGACAGCAAGCAAAGCAUGUACUCCCAGUUGCUGUGCGGCCUAGUCCAGCGGUACGAGGUCUUACGUGUUGGAGCUGUCUUUGCGUCGGCGUUCCUGAGGGCCAUCAAGUUCCUAGAGGCCCAUUGGGAAGAGAUGUGCUUGAACAUUAAAACAGGCCAAGUCAGUGAAUGGAUCACCGACCUGCGCUGCCGAGAUGCCGUGGGCUUGGUGCUUGGUGGGUCCAACCCUGAAUCGGCGAGCUCAAUUGAGAAAGAGUGUGGUGGAAAGUCCUGGGAAGGGAUAAUCAAAAGGCUGUGGCCUAGGACUAAGUACAUUGAGGUCAUAGUUACCGGGUCCAUGGCCCAGUACAUUCCUUUGCUCGAGUUUUACAGUGGUGGGCUCCCUUUGAUCUCGGUCAUGUAUGCUUCCUCGGAAUGCUACUUCGGGAUCAAUCUCCAGCCCCUUAGCAAGCCUUCUGAUGUCUCCUACACCCUUCUUCCGAACAUGGCAUACUUUGAGUUCCUUCCGGUUGAGAAUAAUCAUGAAGAAAUCUCCUCCGAGGUUCAGUGCAAUGGUACAGUUUCCAACCGUAAUGAUGUCCAUAAGGCAGAUGUAAUGGACACAGUUGAUCUCGUGGAUGUAAAGCUCAGGCACUACUAUGAGCUCGUCGUCACGACUUUUACCGGCUUGUACAGGUAUCGGGUUGGGGAUAUCCUCAUGGUGACAGGCUUCCAUAACAGGGCCCCGCAGUUCCGCUUCGUGCAGAGGCAGAAUGUGGUGCUGAGCAUCGACACUGACAAGACAAGUGAAGAAGACCUCCUGAACGCAGUAACAAAGGCCAAGCAGCACCUAGAGCCACUUGGGCUCCUCCUCACGGAGUACACAAGCUACCCGGACAGCUCCUCAAUCCCGGGCCACUACGUUCUAUUCUGGGAACUCGAGGCCAAGGGAAACAUAGACUUCCCGGAGCUUGAUCUGGGCAUCAUGGAGCAGUGCUGCUCGACUGUUGAGGAGUCGCUGGACUCCGUCUACCGGAGGUGCCGGAGGAAGGACAAGUCGAUCGGGCCACUGGAGAUCCGGGUCGUGAAGGAAGGGACGUUCGACGUGCUGAUGGACUUCUGCGUCUCACAGGGAUCCUCCGUGAACCAAUACAAGACUCCAAGGUGCAUCAAAUGGGAGGCCGCCCUGAAGAUCCUGAACUCGAGGGUCUUGCAGAGCUUCUUCAGCCAAAGUGUUCCGUCGUGGGAGCCCUUUAAGAUGGGAACAAAGUGAAACAGAAGGAAAAAAACAUGACUUGACAAAAUCAAUGUUCCUCUGUCAGGAUUAUUUGGUCAGUUCCAGAAGGGAUGGUUAAAUUGAAUUCUCUGUGGCUGCUUCAUCAGGAAUCUCUGAUUCGUACGAGUUUCUGUUAUUAUGAGUUAUUUCCAUUGCAACUGUCCGAUAAGAUCCAUCUCCGUGUACCGGCGCAAGGACCUGCAUUAAGCUUGAUUUGACUACACAUUAGAUAUUUAAUUCU
This is a messenger RNA of Punica granatum (pomegranate), 2281 nucleotides long. The record is from RefSeq and is a predicted model, not a curated record. Lineage: Eukaryota; Viridiplantae; Streptophyta; Magnoliopsida; Myrtales; Lythraceae.